This is a messenger RNA of Phoenix dactylifera (date palm), 2173 nucleotides long. RefSeq lists its product as uncharacterized. NCBI's taxonomy places the organism in Eukaryota, Viridiplantae, Streptophyta, Magnoliopsida, Arecales, Arecaceae. The record is from RefSeq and is a predicted model, not a curated record.
CAAGCCACGGGCACUGCAACAGCAAAAAACAAAAGAAACGAGCGGUUACCGAUUGGAAGGAAGGGAGAGGGGCCACCCGCCACUCACCCCCGCCCCCUCCUUCUAUUGGAUUGAUUUAUUCCCCCUCCACCACCACCACCAUUUAAACCCCCUCCCUCCCCUCCUCCAUUCCUUCUCUCUCCGCUGCAAUGCGGUGGGGAUCCGCGCCCGUCUCUUAAGUUAGUCUCUCUUGUCGCUCGGGCGCUCUCCUCCUCGGAUCUCGAUACCCCUGCCCCGACCAGGCCCGCCCGACGGCCGCCCUCGCUUAUUACCGGAUCUAAUGGGGAUGUACGAGCUCAUCAAGGGGGACGACAACAGCGGGAUCGCCGAUCCGAACAAGAACCUCGUCGUCAUCGACGGCGACGAUGGCCUCCCCCACAAGGGCGACAUCGAGUCCGGCAAAAAGGUCUCCAGAUCCUCGACGGUCGCCGCCGUGGCCGCCCUCCCCGCCUCUGCCCCCUCCUCCGCCCCCUCCUCCCCCAGGAGGUGGCACCGCCUCGUCUCGCUCGACGUCUUCCGGGGAAUCACCGUCGCGCUGAUGAUCCUGGUAGAUGAUGCUGGAGCAUUUGUUCCAGGGAUCAAUCAUUCUCCAUGGGAUGGUGUAACCCUCGCUGAUUUUGUUAUGCCAUUUUUCUUGUUCAUUGUUGGAGUUGCGAUGGGACUCGCAUACAAGAGAGUCUCAGACGGAGUUGCAACAGCCAAGAAGGCUGUACUGCGGGCACUGAAGCUAUUCAUUUUAGGUCUUGUUCUCCAAGGUGGCUAUUUUCACGGCAUUCACAAUCUAACUUUUGGAGUUGAUAUUACGAGUAUACGAUGGAUGGGCGUACUACAGAGAAUUGCAAUAGCCUAUCUGUUGGCAGCAAUAUGUGAAAUUUGGCUUAGAAGUGAUGACGAUGUGGAUUCUGGAUAUUCCUUGCUGAGAAAAUACCGAUUCCAAUUGUUGGUGGGUUUGAUUCUUACUACCAUUUACAUGGCCAUCUUAUAUGGGUUGUACGUUCCUGACUGGGAGUAUGAGAUAUCAGGGGCGCGCUCCAGUGGCAAGACCUUCUCAGUGAGGUGUGGAGUCAAGGGUGACACUGGACCUGCUUGCAAUGCUGUUGGCAUGAUUGACCGCAAAAUCCUGGGCAUCCAACAUCUAUACAAACGCCCAGUCUAUGAAAGGACAAAGCAAUGCAGCAUAAAUUCACCAGAUAACGGCCCACUUCCACCUGAUGCUCCUUCCUGGUGUCAGGCCCCUUUUGAUCCUGAAGGGCUACUUAGUUCCGUAAUGGCUAUUGUUACCUGCUUGAUUGGUUUGCAAUUUGGGCAUGUUAUUGUGCACUUUGAGGAUCACAAGGAUAGAAUCUUCCAGUGGAUGAUUCCUUCCUUCAUUCUUUUAGCUUUGGCCUUUUCACUGGACUUUCUCGGACUGCACAUGAACAAGGCUCUGUACUCGUUAAGUUACACUUGUGUCACUGCUGGGGCAGCUGGGAUUCUCUUUGCUGGAAUCUAUUUGCUGGUUGAUGUCUAUGGCUUUAGGCGACCGACCUUUGCCAUGGAAUGGAUGGGAACGCAUGCGUUGAUGAUAUACAUCCUGAUCGCCUGUAACAUCUUGCCGGUUCUGAUACAGGGGUUUUAUUGGAGGGAACCUCAGAACAAUCUUUUGAAGGUUCUUGGAAUUUGAUCGUCGUCCAAAGCAUUGGUGGGAGAAUCGGGCACUUUGCGUUGCAUUGGUUCGGUGGAGGCUGCAUAUGACUCUUGCUUUGCCAAACGUUAGCCCAUUUCGACACCCUCUCAAGGGAUUGAGUAGGGGCUGGGCCUCAAUUUUGACUACGGUAGGGGAAUGGUAAUUUUGUUGCAGGGUUUGCUGUUCUCCGCUGCAGGGCCUUCUUUUGAGCCAGUAAAGUGGUAAUUGAAAUGUAGUACACAGAUAAAGAAUGCAAUCUGGUAUAAUCUCGGUCUGAGGAAGACUAGAUCAGGCUGGUAAGGGCCGUCCAUAAUAAUAAUGGUUAGGAAAGAAUGCAGCACGGAGCCGUACCUAAGUAAUAGGUACCGUAGCAUUUGAUUCCCAGUGUAUGGCAUAUUUCUGCACAUUGUAUUGUAGUACGUACCUAAGCUUUUAACGAAGGUGUGCUUGCCAUCUUCUCAUUUGAUA